This is a messenger RNA of Lobosporangium transversale, 1083 nucleotides long. RefSeq lists its product as hypothetical. Gene Ontology annotation, biological process: membrane organization; endoplasmic reticulum tubular network organization. The record is from RefSeq and is a predicted model, not a curated record. The transcript has 6 exons. Lineage: Eukaryota; Fungi; Mortierellomycota; Mortierellomycetes; Mortierellales; Mortierellaceae. Gene Ontology annotation, cellular component: endoplasmic reticulum; membrane. The coding region runs from base 122 to 943 and encodes 273 amino acids.
CUUUGACUCCCACACUCUUUUUCUCUUUUUUCAUAUCACUUUUCUUUCUUCGUUUACAAGCACCAGGAAAACGCGGUUACAAGCGAAAAGACUUUAAAUCCACGUAUUCAUAUCUUCAAUUAUGCCUCCAGCUGCUAUCCCGUCAACGCUCGCUGACCGCCUCACGGCUCUUGUCAAGGGCCCCCAAUUCAUUUGGUGGUUGGGCCAUGUGAUGAUGCUGGUGUCCACUGCAUUUUAUGCAUUAUAUUGGAUCACUUUCAAUUCCAAAGCUGGAACGCAUUGGUAUACGCGUGCUUUCUUUGGAGCGCUUGUCAGCUACAGUGUCGUCGUCUAUAAGUCAUUCCCUAAUAUCCAAUUCACAGUAGAGUUUGUUCAGACUCUUUUUAGCGAGGAAAAUGUCCAAUAUCUGCUCAUGGCUUUCUUCUGGUGGAGAUCGACACCCAUGCUUGCUCCUCUGAUUCCGUAUGCUAUCUUUGCAUUUUUCAACUCGCUCAACUAUGCCAGAACAAAUAUCCUUCCUGCCAUCUUCCCUUCACUCCCAGCUGGUACAACAGACCCUACUCAUGCUUGGGUUGCCAAUGUCUCACGCAAGAUUCAAGUUUGGACUGAAAAGAACCAUGCAGGUGCCAUGGCUUUUGUCGCCUACGUCGAGGUUGUUGGAGUCAUGGGCUCGUUAAUCUUUGGUGCCAUUACCUUCCAAUCGUCUUUCUUAUCGCCUAUUGUGUAUGCCAACUUCCUGCGCUUCCGUUAUUUUUUCUCUUUGCACACCCGUGCUGCGUUCGCAUUAAUCCGUGCACGCCUUGACAAUUUGAUUGUGCCUCCAGGCGGCAAUCCCAAUGUCCCACCAGUAGUUGCUCAAGGAUACACCACUAUCCGUGGCGCGAUCACACGCUUUGGUCAAGCCGCUGUUCAGCAGCCUGCUGCACAUGCUCGUGCUCAAUAAAACGGAAGUAGCCCACGUGACAUACCACAGAUUGAAUUUGUUUGUGGAAUUUUUUUAGACGCAUUGGAUCAGAUAUGAAAAGAGAAAAUAAAAAUCAAUGUUAAUGUCGCCACGGCGACAUAAGCGACAAUAAAACAGGA